Kickxella alabastrina is the source of this 304-nucleotide messenger RNA. RefSeq names its product P-loop containing nucleoside triphosphate hydrolase protein. The record is from RefSeq and is a predicted model, not a curated record. The transcript has a single exon. Bases 23 to 244 code for a protein of 73 amino acids. Lineage: Eukaryota; Fungi; Kickxellomycota; Kickxellomycetes; Kickxellales; Kickxellaceae.
GCAGCAGCAGCAGCGCAAGAUUAUGGUGUGUACGGACUUGGCGUCGCGUGGGCUGGACACCACGUGUGUGAGCCACGUUGUUCUGUUUGACUUCCCAACCACGGCCAUCGACUACCUGCACCGUACGGGGAGAACUGCGAGAGCUGGAACCAGGGGCAAGGUGUCGGCGCUAGUGGGAAAGAAGGACCGCCGAUUGGCUGACCAAAUCCGCCUAGCCAUCCGCCAGGGUGGCAUCAUCAACUAAAGUGUAUAAAAAUAAACAAUGAUACAUGUGAUAACCGCAGCAGGUCUGACUGACUAACUA